Messenger RNA from Cylindrotheca closterium, 1911 nucleotides. NCBI's taxonomy places the organism in Eukaryota, Bacillariophyta, Bacillariophyceae, Bacillariales, Bacillariaceae. The record is from the annotation of a GenBank genome assembly.
AUGGCUGGAGAAGUUCAAACAGUGUCGCGUAUGGACGAUGAUGAUUUGGAGAUUUCCAAUACUCUCACCAAUGAUUCCACAGAACCAAAAGAGGAAAAAGUCAAUAAGACGACGCCUACUGAAUCAGCAUCAGAGCUUUCUUCAGCAAGCACAGAACAAAUUAUUCAAGAAUCUCAAUCGAGGGAUGAGAAUGAAACUGAUGUCUUGGAUAAUGCUCAGCAUCAAGAUCAAGAUGAGAGGAACCACCAUCAGCCAGAAGAGGCAAUCAUCAUCAAAGAAGAAUCUUCAAAUUCCGACAAUAAUUCGGAACCGCUUCCAAUGACACCAACUACAGCACCACCGAACGUUGAGACUGUAACUUCCAUGGAUUCUUUGGACUUGUUCCCAGCAAGGCCUGAUUCCAACGCCGAACUCAUUGAUGCUACCAAAUUGUCCGAGACGGCGGUUGCUUAUUCUGCUGAUGAUGAUGAACCAGCAGUCGCCGAGGCGGUACCAGUCGAAGUAGGAAACGACCAAGAAGCAACAAGGCCAUCCUUUGCGGCCCGAGCGGGAGCUGCCGCAGCCACGGCUGCCAAUGGUCUUUCGACUGCCCUCUCCAACUUGUCCGCAUCAUCAUCACCAAGAGCCUCACCCACCGCAUCUCCCGCCAUCAAGAGUGAAAACGAAGAUGACCAUCAAGCAUCAUCAUCAUCAUCACCAUCCAACAUUAUGGAUAGACCAUCGCUUGUGGCUCGAGCUGCGGCAGCGGCCGCCGCGGCUGCCACAGCCACUGGAAUUGUACCCGUACUCUCCACCAACUUGUCGGGUACGCCUCGAACGUCACCCAGGACGUCACCAUCGAGAACCCCCGCCAGAACAUCACCAAUCUCGGUAGCUCGGACCUGGCCGGAUGAAAAUGUGGACGAUGAUUCCUUUUUUGAUAACGGAGAAGCUAUUCCUGGAAGUUUGCCAUCACCACCACGUUCUUCGGUUGGUACGGGUGGACUAGGAGCCAAGCCAUUUCCACCACUGCCUACCAGCAAUGAGACGGCGGCAACGACCAGGAGUCCGGUGGAUAUGGAUGCUUACAAUCCAAGUCCAUCCACCUCGCCAAUGGCGGCGCCCGAAAAUCCGAAUGCUAAUACAAAUACAACUAUGGAUAUUGAAGCACCGGGUUCAGCUGAUAAAAAUGACGGAGAGGCCCAAGUCUUGUCGGUAGUACCAACCAUGGUAGAAGACAACUACGAACCCAAGAAAGUUGACAUUGACGUGGACGAGAUCAAUAAUGGCCGAGAAGUACCACCACCCGAAGAUUCGGCGCACCAUUUGAAAGAAUCUGGCGAGGAUAAUGCCACCUCCCAACAUAGUUUGGCUGCGCUCAAGGCUGGCCUCAAGACCAAAAAGGGUAAAGGUAUUUUGCUCGCAUGCUUGUUAUUAUUGAUUGGAAUUGGUGUCGGUAUCGGUGUUUCCGUGGCACCCGAAGAAUCAAGCAACUGCGAUGCCGUACGAAAUGGAUACCCGAUUCCCGAUGAGAACCAGUACAAACAGCUCGAUCUAAAUUGGAUUGUGGAUGUGUCUACCACGGAACCAUGGGAAACCUCACUCUUGAAGGAAAUCAAAACUGAAUUUCAGUCGGUUCUAUUGCCCAUCAUGGCUGGAUGCAAGGAUUCCUUUGUGGACGAAGACGAUGCCCGAGUCGCCAAUGGAUAUGUCAUCAAUGCCCGAGACAUGGGAGAUUGUAGUGGCAGUCUUCCGCGCCCUUGUUUUAGCAUCUUGCUGGAUUUUAGCAUUUGGGUCAAGGGCGAUGAUUCCACAAACUCAAUGGAAAUGAUUCGAUACUUGACGAGUUCCUUUGGAACGACUUUAGCGGACCAAAUCGAAUCCCAGAGUAUCGUCCAAGUAGCGGAAUUGGUCCUCUUGGAAGAAGUAUAA